UUUUUGGUUGUUUAAAUGCAAUUAUUUGCUGUGUAGGUGUUUCUGGCAGGCUCUCGAUCAAUGGGUGACGAUCAGGUGAAGGAUGAGACGUUGGAGAUUUUAGAUCAGUUUCAAGUGCUGCCUCGUCUCGUCGUUUUCGAUCUCGAUUAUACUCUCUGGCCAUUCUACUGUGAAUGUCUUUCCAAGCGUAGCAUGCCGUCAUUAUAUCCUCAUGCUAAAGGCAUACUGAAUGCCCUCAAGGAUAAAAACAUUGAUGUUGCUAUUGCCUCAAGAUCGCCAACCCCUGAUACAGCCAACGCUUUUCUUGAAAAAUUAGGGAUAAAAUCAAUGUUUAUUGCUCAGGAAAUUUUUUCCAGUUGGACACACAAGACUGAUCAUUUUCAAAAAAUCAAACAGAGGACAGGUGUUCCUUACAAUGAAAUGCUAUUUUUUGACGACGAGGAUCGCAACAUUGGGGCAGUUUCGAAAAUGGGUGUUACGAGCAUUUUGGUGGAUGAUGGCGUUGAUCUCGGGGCUUUAAGACAAGGGCUUUCCAGAUUCUCUCAGAACCGAUCAUCACUGGAAAAGAACAAGCAAAGAUGGCAUAGUUUUUCGAAGAAAUCAAGCUCAUCGAACACUGGAGAGUGAUGAUUUUCCGGAGGAAGAAUAGGUUAGACUAUUAUUCUACCAAUCAAUUUGUACCAUGGUUCUUGGAUAGCUCGGGUAAGAAAAUAGACUUAUGAGAUAAUCACCUCAUUUAAAACUUUUAAUGUUGUUAAAAUUUGACUUCUCUGUUCUCUCUAAGGUAUCAUAAAUAUGAUGUUUAUAUGUGCCAAGAUUUUACA
Molecule: messenger RNA, 824 nt
Organism: Andrographis paniculata
Lineage: Eukaryota; Viridiplantae; Streptophyta; Magnoliopsida; Lamiales; Acanthaceae
Exons: 4
Coding region: 61-627 (188 amino acids)
Molecular function (GO): acid phosphatase activity
Source: RefSeq, a predicted model, not a curated record